UAUUUCCCGACAUCACCGCUCUUCUCAAAUGUCCAAUCCUGCUGCCCCCCUUUGGAUCGGGCAGUGAAAUUUCACGAGAUCCACUUGUGCGAUGUGACUCAAACUUUUUAGCCAAACGUGACUGAAAGAAGAUUCCGAACACCUGGUUUUGUAAAGUAAAAAAUAGAAUGUAAUGAGCGGAACGCAUGUUUUCAAUACAGAGGGUCGCAGAACAAAUGCAAGCCAGGUGUGUGCUUUACCUGUUGGCAUGUGGACACACCUGUUUCCUGGAGGUCUCUACUUCAUAGUGAACGUGUCCUAUAUGCCACAUAUACUGAGCGCAGCAGAACGCAGGCGAAAUAUCUAAACUUCAUCAAGAAAGGGACAGACAAGAGAUAAACAAUGUCAUUUCCCAGUGAAUUCCUGUCAGAAGAGCAGUUUACGUGCUCUAUUUGCUUGGAAGUCUUUACCAAUCCUGUCUCCAUACCCUGCGGCCACAGCUUUUGCUCAUCAUGCAUCACGUCCUACUGGGAGGGCCAGGGAAAAAGCUGCUUCUGUCCUUUGUGCAAGGAAAGCUUUCGCAAGCGUCCUGAGCUCCACAUCAAUCACACGCUCAAGGAGAUCACAGAGCAGUUUAAACGGAUGGCGGAGACCACGCUGACCGCACCUAGGAGUGCACCUGCAGAUUCGCCCUCCAACCCUUUCUCUUCACCGAAGCCUGGAGCGCAGCACAGGCCGGUAGUGCUGCCCAGUGGCCUCCUGCCAGAGAUGAAGAGCCGCUUCCAAAGAACAUCAUCCAGCGAGCCUUUGGCAUCCCAUGAUCCUCCUUCUCUCCCUCCUGCCAAGGCACCUAAGCGAAACUUUAGUGUGAGUGCAGCAGGUUCCAAUGGGCCACUGUGUCCCAGACAUGGGCAUAGUUUGGAGCUGCUCUGCAGGACUGACCAGACAUGCAUUUGCGUAACAUGUGCAGAGAGGGAACAUUACGGGCAUUCUGUAAUAGAAGCCAAGAGAGAGAUGAAUAUUAAAAAGUCCCAGCUACGUAUCUUGGAGGUGGAGCUACAAGGAUUGAUCACAGUCAGAGAGAGGAAGAUAGAGGAGAUCCAAACAUCACUUGCAGAAAUUCAAGUGCAUGCAGAGCAAGAGAAAGCAGGUACUGUGAGUACGUUUGCUGAGUUAAUGAAAGCUGUUGAGAAGUCCCAGGCUGAACUUCUGGAGGUGGUAGAGAUGGGACAGCGAGCUGCAGAACUUCGCUCUCAGGCCUUCAUACGUGAGCUGCAGGCGGAGAUCUCUGAUCUUAGAAAUAGAUGCAGCACUCUCACUCAGCUGACCCAGUCCCAAGAUCCUGUUUCCUUCUUCAAGUCAUAUCCAGCCUACAGUAGUUUACCUGAGACAAAGAGCUGGGCAGAAGUGGCCUUGACCCCUGACCCCACUGCAGGAGCAGUGCUGAGAAAUGUCACUCAGAUGGUGGAGGAGGUUCAGGAAGCCCUGAGAAGACUGUCAACAAUCUGUUUGCGCUCUUCCACAGAAAACCCACAGGAAAUAUAUCAACAAAAAGUGUGGAGAGUCCAGGAAUAUGCAAUGGACGUGACCCUAGAUCGAGAUUCAGCCCAUCCGCGUCUGAUUAUCUCUGAGGAUGGUAAACAGGUGCACUGCAGUGACCGCUACCAAUUGGUGCCAGACACAAUUGAACGGUUCGACCGUGUGGUGUGUGUGCUUGGCCGCCCAGGUAUCAGCUCUGGCUGCCAUUACUGGGAAGUUGUGGUGGGUGAGAAGACAGACUGGGAUUUAGGCGUUGCUAGUCGCUCCAUCAACAGAAAAGGAAAAAUAGCCGGAAACCCAGCUAAUGGAUUUUGGUUUCUAAGUCUACGUGACAAACAUGAGUAUGCCUUUCGUACAGAACCAUCAACGGCUAUAAUCGUAUACCCAAAACCACAGCGUGUCGGCGUGUAUGUGGACUACGAGAAAGGUCAAUUGUCGUUUUUUAAUGCAGAUACAAAGUCACUGAUAUUUACCUUCACAGACACCUUUGCAGAGUCUUUAUAUCCUUUCUUCAGCCCAUGCACCAACAAAUCUGGCAAAAAUGAGGCUCCCCUUAUCAUAUGUCCUGCCUAUCCGGCUAACCCAAGCUGGUUGACUGAAAAAUGAAAGAUUAGUGAGAUGAAAACAAAAAUAUUUUUGUUUACUUUAUUAUUUAAUUCAGAAUUUUGAAAAUUUAAUAUGGUUUUCAUUUACAAUCCAUGUGAUCAUUUCAUUGGUUUAAGGAUUUAAUAUAUUUUCAGCAAAACAUUAAAUAGUUACUCCUUACAGACUAUAGCCUAUUAAAAAGUGUUUCGAUUUAACAGCCAUUUUGAGAAAUAUUAAAACGAUGUUUUACGUGGUGCGGGUCACCCACCAUGUUGAGAUCACGUGAUCAGAUGGAUCUCAUAAUUGUUACUUAAAACAUGAAUAAAAAUAAUAAUAGUAUGUUUACUUUAUAUACUUUUUAUGUUAUGUUAACUUUUUUGAUAUACCUAAAACAAUAAUAUGACUUAUGAACCGCAAAUGAUUGCCAAGGUUUGAAAUUGAAAAUUGGGAUUUAAUUUGACUGAACACAACAUUGAAUGGUGAUGGAGAUCUAAUUGUAAAAUAACCUCCCAUUAGGAUUUAACUUGAUAAAACAUUAUGUAUAAUAAACAAAAUGUAUAAUAUUCAAAUAUGUGUUUUGUACAUUAUAGUAAAGCAAAAAUAAAUGUGAAU
Molecule: messenger RNA, 2715 nt
Organism: Labeo rohita (rohu)
Lineage: Eukaryota; Metazoa; Chordata; Actinopteri; Cypriniformes; Cyprinidae
Gene: btr01
Product: bloodthirsty-related gene family, member 1
Exons: 9
Coding region: 382-2124 (580 amino acids)
Molecular function (GO): zinc ion binding; protein binding
Source: RefSeq, a predicted model, not a curated record